This is a messenger RNA of Columba livia (rock pigeon), 957 nucleotides long. Its product is annotated as F-box only protein 21. Gene Ontology annotation, molecular function: DNA binding. Lineage: Eukaryota; Metazoa; Chordata; Aves; Columbiformes; Columbidae. The transcript is spliced from 7 exons. The record is from RefSeq and is a predicted model, not a curated record. The coding region runs from base 177 to 836 and encodes 219 amino acids.
CCCCGCCCCGCCCCGCCCCACGCCGCCCCAACCUGGGAGCUCAGCCCCUGGGCGGCCGCGGCGGGGCGGGCCCGGCACCUGCUGCCGCCCGGAGAUCCGAAGAGCGGGACCGCCGGGUGAAGCCACCGCCGGAGUAGAGAGCAGGGAAUAUCUUUGGAGAAACCUCCUGUUGGGGAAUGCCUCACAUCAAUGCAGCUGCAGCUCUGCAGAUCUGCAUGCUCCUGUCUGCGCUUCCUGCACAAUAUUUCAUAUCCCAGUGGUACGGGACGGACUCCGCUCAACGCAUCCAAAUAACAGAAAGGUUGAUAAUUGCCUCUUGGAGCAGCUUUACAAAAUCUCACUUGAGUCUGGAUGCGUGGACAGAUUGUUUAAAACUGUGGCUGUCAAAGACAAGGAGUUGGUACCAUGGAGAAAAGAAAACUAAAAUGGGUGACAAUGAAGCAGAAACCCAUUCUUAUUUUGCAGAAUCAACUCAUGUUCACAGUCCAAAGCCUCAAUAUAUUCAGUUCAGUGUGGGACAGGUAAUUGUUCACAAAAGAUUUGGCUACUCGGGAGUCAUUGUUGGAUGGGAUGUAAAAGCUAAAGCUCCAGAAGAAUGGCUACAACACAACUAUCCUCCAGCAAAACAGGAUCUAAAAGAUACUCCUCACUAUCGAAUUCUAAUUAACAAAGCAAAUGGAUUUGGCAAAUCUACAGCUUAUAUUCCUGAGGAAGAGAUAACCAUUAUUAUGGGAUUAGAGGUACAUCACCCUGAUAUGAAAGCCUAUUUCAGUGGAUAUGAUGGAUCAAAAUACAUUAUGCAGCCAUGGUUGAAAAAAAUCUAUCCUCAUGACUGAAGUACUUAAGUGUUUGUAUAUGUAACACACAUCCAGAUAACGUUUCCUUUUUAAACUUAUAAAACAGGGUAAAUCUCAUGUAUAUUGUUUCCUAUGCCAAAAUAAAACAUUCCUAAGCAUG